UGCCGAAAUAUUUUCUACCGAAAUACUUUUCCCUAUUUCAAUGAAUUCUUCCACCGUCCACGCCUACCACGCGAAAAACACCGUUAAGCUACAGCUGAAAGAGUCUGGGCCUGGCUCGCAGAUUCCCUUUGCUAGCCUUGUCACCUCGACGCCUGAACUCAGGGAUAAACACCGCUUCAGCCUGCAUCCGCUGCUGUUCAACAAUGUCCUCCAGAACAUGUAUCUUGGCCAGGCCGACUUUUCCAAAGUACACACUGUGUACUACGGCCGCCGGAUUAUUGAGUCGACAUAUUUGCCCGGCCAGUUUACGCUCGACUACCACGUGGACCCUGAAGAUCCCGAAGUCUUUGCCCAACGCUCCUUGGCCACACAGCCCGAAAACUAUCCGAAACUGCAUCCCAGAACCAGAUACUACACGGAGCAAGAAAUAAGCCAGGUGCACAAGAAGUGGCGGGAAAACAUGCUUCCCAUAGUGCUGGUGUUGCAUGGGCUUUCUGGCGGCUCUCACGAGCAGAAUAUCCGCUCGAUCGUGAACCAUCUGGAGGGCACCGCUAACGUGGCUGUUCUCAACAGCAGAGGCUGCGCGCGGUCUAAAAUCACCACUCCAACGCUCUUUUCGGGCCUGCAUACCGACGAUCUGCGGCAGACCGUGCAGGAUCUGCGCAGCCUGUUCCCAGACAGACAGUUGCAUCUCGUUGGUGUUUCUCUAGGUGGACUGAUUUUGAGCAACUAUUUAGCCGAGGAGUCAGACAAGUCCCUGGUCACGAGCGCGUUCACUGUUGGAGCACCAUGGAACUUGCAAAGCGACAUGGAAGCGCUAACCCGCUCCGUUGCAGGCAGAUAUAUGUUUGAGCCGUACAUUCGAAAGAUCCUACUACGAGUGCUCAAGUCGAACAUUCAGGGCCUAAAGGCCAAUCCAGACUUUGACGAACAGGAGUUCCUAGAUCUAUACAAAAACGCGACACACGUGUCCCAGAUUGACGACCGCUACACGUGUCGCGAGGCAGGUCUUCCUUCGGCCUCCACGUACUACAUGGCAGCGUCUCCGCUGAUCAGGAUUUUCAAGAUUAAGACGCCAAUGGUGAUUUUGAACUCGCUGGAUGACCCGUUCCUCAGCUGCAACUAUCCUAUCGCCGAAGUGCAGCGCAACCCGUAUCUCUACAUGGCUAGCACUGAUAAGGGGGCCCACUAUGCCUAUGUGGACCCCAAGGGAGACAUGUGGUACUCGCCGGUCAUCAAGAAGUACAUUGAGUCUUGGAAGGACAUCAAAAACGAUCGUCCAGACGAUGGCGGAUUCACUGUGAAACAGACCAAAUUCAAAGACGUUAUAGAUUUAUACUGAGCA
This is a messenger RNA of Ogataea polymorpha, 1345 nucleotides long. RefSeq lists its product as uncharacterized. The coding region runs from base 41 to 1342 and encodes 433 amino acids. Gene Ontology annotation, biological process: medium-chain fatty acid biosynthetic process; medium-chain fatty acid catabolic process. NCBI's taxonomy places the organism in Eukaryota, Fungi, Ascomycota, Pichiomycetes, Pichiales, Pichiaceae. The transcript has a single exon. The record is from RefSeq and is a predicted model, not a curated record. Gene Ontology annotation, molecular function: acetylesterase activity; monoacylglycerol lipase activity.